AUGGCCACGUUGCUGCUAGCCAACACGGAAAGCUUGACAAAACUGGUGGCUCAAUUCAAUUGCUUUCUCUUAGAUAAGGAGGGCGAGCCAGAUGCCUACCGAAAGCCCACCGAGUUCACCAGUGCAUUGAGUUUGAUUGCAACAAAAACGAUCGAACACACUGAGUUGGAAGGACAAAUGGAGUACAGCGCAAUCGAAAAAGCAAUUGAAACAUACGGAAGAUGGCUGUUCUACUCCGAAAGCUCAUGCUCUGACUUGGUGAUGGCGACGGACAAGAGAACGGAGCCUUUUGAACCAUUAGAAGAAGUCUUGAACACUUGUGAAGUGGGAGCGCUUACAAGUAAACCUUGGACGCAACUUGUCUAUAUCAAAGAAAAUAUUAUCAUCAUUACAGGGCAACUACAGGGAGAAGCCAACGAUCAAAAGAUCCGACUCAAACUCCGUUCGCUUUUUGAGUCCCCAGAGGUUGACAUCAGCGCGUUUCUCAGCGUUGUAAGAAAGGUUCUUCCAACGGAAAACGCUUGCAUGGCAGCCCCACAGUUUCAUAGGGCCGCCGAAGAACGGGAGAUCGUCCCCAUGUUGUUAUCCCUAAUUGUGCAGGCCGCCUGUAUUCCUGGAGAGCUCGACAAUAGUCUCCUCCAGGAGCCGGCACUGGAGAAUAUCCAACGUUUCUUCUAUUUGGCGUUCAAACAUGGAACGUCAACUCUAACGGGGCCCUCCGAUAGUUGGUACGCAUGUCAGUACUGCACCAGGUGGGUAUUGUUCCAUGCUGGAAUCCUUCCUAUGUACGUGGAACGGGUAAAGGAUCCAAACGUGGUUGUCACAUGUGGGGCAUCUGGAUACGGCUCCAUGUGCGAUAUGCUCCACAACAGCAGAACUGAGCAACAAAGAGCUAAUGAGGAGCUCAAAGAAGCUAGGGCGGCCCUGCAAGAAGCAUCGAAGAAGCGUUCUCGAGACGAAGAGAACCUCGAUGGUUUACGGGCGGAGCUCCAAAAUGCCAACGAUGAAAUGGUUGCAAAGCAGCGUCGUAUCGAGGAGCUAGUACGCCAAACCUGUGUUCUAGAGGAUCGGUGUAGUGUGCUGGAGCAAGAUCCAGAGAGACACAGUCAUGCCGAAUUUCGUGCGCUUAACGAGGCAUUGGAAACGAUGAAGGCGCAUGCCGACAUUGCCCACCAACACAAUAAUGAUACUGUAGGAGAGUUGGUGCGGUACGAACAACAACUAAGAAGAAUGGAUACACUUGUUGACGCUCAUGUAAAGCAAUACGGCAACCCAGAAGAUAUUGUGAAGAUCUUUAGACAGCAGGAAGCCAUCAUCAGGAGUCUGCAGGAUAGGAUACCUGCGGAUUCCGCGGCGGCUAGUCAUAUUGGUGAUGUCAGAUUGGCUCAGGAUUCCAAUCCUCAAGGGGAAGGCGACCCCUUCAAUGUUGACGACGCCCCGGAUCAAGGAAACAACGCUGACAAUGGUCCGGAAGGGAACUUUGACAACGAAGUAGAAGGUGAUCCUGCUCCCGACAAUAGUCAAGAAGGUGAUGAUGUUGCUCCCAACAAUGGUCAAGGAAGCAACGUUGACAAUGGUCCAGAAGGGAACGUUGACAACAAAGUACAAGAAGGUGAUCCUGCGCCCGACAAUAGUCAAGAAGGUGAUGAUGUUGCUCCCGACAAUGGUCAAGGAAGCAACGUUGACAAUGGUCCAGAAGGGAACGUUGACGUUGACAAUGAAGUACAAGAAGGUGAUCCUGCGCCCGACAAUAGUCAAGAAGGUGAUGAUGUUGCUCCCGACAAUGGUCAAGGAAGCAACGUUGACAAUGGUCCAGAAGGGAACGUUGACAACGAAGUACAAGAAGGUGAUCCUGCGCCCGACAAUAGUCAAGAAGGUGAUGAUGACGAUGUUGUCGUGGCAAUAGGCAGAUACGUACCAUGCCCUUUCACUACCAUCUCGGGCAUGCCUUGUAGGGCUUUUGGUAAUGUCAGCGUUUGUUAUCUUGACAGGCCGAGAUUGACUACCCAUGUCAAUUGUCCUCUUUGGUGGCCAAAGGCGGAAUCAACUUUGGUUAACGCCGUAUUUACAGUACCGAAGUACCUUUCCGUGCUUUGCUCGCAAAGGAUGAAAGAAACGAGCGAACAAGGCGCACUACAGAAGUUGGUCAAGAAGAUUGACGAUCAUGAAUUCGUCGAAACGUUUAUUCUAAGCCAGCUUUCCCGGGCAAAGCAUGCUGCCGUGAAUCAUUGUGAGAAAAAGAAAGACUUGCGUUUUCACGUGACAACAGCAGUGAAAGUCGAAAUGGAAAAGGCCUACGCAGCCUUGCAUAACAAAGCAAGGCCCACCCAUGGCGCCCCCCCUGUUACACGUCGCGGUGACGGAACCUACAUCAUCGCGAAGAACUUUGCAAGCCCCUACCUCACGAACAUGUUGCAAAGCAUGUCCGACGAUCUAACUCUGACGAUUACUUGUUCGGGUGGCAAGCAAACCAAAGCGAAUUAUCUUUUGAAAAGACUCUCGAAUCAUGAUGAUAUCUGGGGAGGUAGAUGCCUUUUUCCCAAUGUAAAGCUGGUCCUGCAAAACGAUUCGGAACUUUUUUGUGAACCGAGACGGAGGCCCUCAAGUCGAAAACGAAAAGCGGUACCUGCCUCUGCACCCCUAGCAGCCCAAGCUGCGCAUAGGGUAACAACAAAGGGCGUAGCGGCCGAUCCUGAAGCGGCCCCUGCACCAAAAGACCAAGAAACAGGGGGCGUAGUGGCCGAUCCGGAAGCUGCGGAAAAGGUAACAGCAGUGGCCGAUCCUGAAGCGGCCCAAGCUGCGCAAAAGGUAGAGGCCGAUCCGGAAGCUGCGGAAAAGGUAACAACAGUGUAA
Molecule: messenger RNA, 2853 nt
Organism: Cylindrotheca closterium
Lineage: Eukaryota; Bacillariophyta; Bacillariophyceae; Bacillariales; Bacillariaceae
Source: the annotation of a GenBank genome assembly